UCCAACAUGUCAGCCUCGCGGUUUCGUUUUAAAUCUUUAAAUAUCCACGCUGUUAUUUGUUUUCAAUUAUUGGUUGGUCGAGUCGGGUGAAUUAUUUGGGAGUCGGUUCGCUUGAAUCGUAAAAAAAGAUUCUAUCCAAAAGAGCAGCAGCUAGUGCCUGAUAGAAAUGCGCUCAUGCCGCAGGAUGACAUUUCGGUGAAUUAGACAUAUAUGUAUUAUACUGUAAAGCCUGUAAACAUGAGAAGUUGGUGACCCGAGCAGAAACGACGAGAAACGGAGAAUCACUGUAUGUUUACAGGUUGUAUAUUUUUCAGGCUCUUCAAUGAGGUUCAGAGGGAACGCUGUAUUUCCAAGCAGCUAUGUCUCCACAUGUCUCCACCGACACCAGGGGUCCGGCCCGGUCCAGCGUGGCCUCCACAGAACUUAUUGCACCCAGCAGCAAAGUCCGAAAGAUGAGCCGAAUAAAGUGACCUCCGUUAAAGAGCACACAGCCUCUGCGUUGUCGUACGCAGGAACCCUGGGAAGGCAGUGGGGGCGAAACGCAGUGAAAACCACGACAGUGACCGUCAACUACUGGUGGGAGCGAUAUGAGGAGUUUGUCGGGCUUAAUGAAGUCCGGGAUGCUCAGUCCAAGGUCACGGAGGCUGAAAAGGCCUUCAUGGUCGCCAGAGGAAUCGUCCGGGAAGCUCACGGCAGUCUGGAGGCUCUCCAAGUCCGGCUGAAGGAAGUGAGGGACCGCUUGGACCGCGUUUCUCGUGAAGAAGCGCAUUAUUUAGAGUUAGCAACACUGGAACAUAAGUUACUGCAGGAAGAACGGCGUCUCAGAACCGCCUAUGAGAACGCCGAAGAAGGCGAGCGAGAGAAGUUUGCGCUCUUUUCCGCUGGCGUGCGAGAGAGCCACGAGAAAGAAAGGACCAGGGCCGAACGGACCAAAAACUGGUCCAUCAUCGGUUCGGUUUUGGGCGCCGUCAUUGGCGUGAUGGGCUCCACUUAUAUAAACCGUGUACGUUUGCAGGAGCUCAAGAGCCUGCUGCUGGAGGCCCAGAAGGGACCGGUGAGUCUGCAGGAGGCCAUCAAGGUCCAAGCCAGCAUGCAUAAAAUGCAACAAGACGAGCUCAGCAAUCUCAUCGAAUCACUCAGGGCGGCUUUAAAAGGCAGCGUAGAUGUGAAAGCGGUCAAACCCGCGUUCGUCCCGCCAGCGGUGGCGGCCGCCUCCGUCGUCCCAGCCUCCAGGGCCUCAGAAGAAGCGCUCCGAGAGAUCCUCCAGCACAGCCAAAGAGCCCAAGGGCUCAUCGAAGGCCUUAAACCGCAGCUGGACCAGCUCGGGGAGAACGUGGGGAAGGUCGAGAACGAGCUGCGAGCCUUCAAGACGACCCUACAGUCACGUCCCGUGGAGAAGCCGGUCAUCCAGACCCGAGACACGCAACUCUUUGUGUGCGAUACGGAGACCGUCGUUCAAGGCCUCGGCCAGACUGAGAAAAGACUGGAGGCGCAGAUUAACAAAACAAGUCAAUACAAUACAGUCUUGACGUGUGCCGCGUUCGCUGUGACCGUGCCAGUUCUGUACAUACUUUUGAGAGGGACUUGAAAAGCAUGCAGGCAGUGUGCGCUUGAGGGGCCAAUUAAUACACCAGAGAAUAAUAUAACUGAAAAGUACAAUUAUUGUCCAAGGUUGUGAAAGAUUGAUUAAAUAUUGUCGGUUCUAAGUA
This is a messenger RNA of Puntigrus tetrazona (Sumatra barb), 1709 nucleotides long. RefSeq names its product coiled-coil domain containing 51 (gene ccdc51). The transcript is spliced from 4 exons. The record is from RefSeq and is a predicted model, not a curated record. NCBI's taxonomy places the organism in Eukaryota, Metazoa, Chordata, Actinopteri, Cypriniformes, Cyprinidae. Bases 323 to 1588 code for a protein of 421 amino acids.